Molecule: messenger RNA, 2889 nt
Organism: Elaeis guineensis (African oil palm)
Lineage: Eukaryota; Viridiplantae; Streptophyta; Magnoliopsida; Arecales; Arecaceae
Product: probable E3 ubiquitin-protein ligase HIP1
Molecular function (GO): ubiquitin protein ligase activity
Source: RefSeq, a predicted model, not a curated record
CUCUUCUCUAUAUAUUUUUAACUCUGGAAUUAGCUGCGGCACCAAAGCGUUCCAAGGGGCACAAAAAAAAAUCCCCAAAUUCCCCAUCACUUCUCUUCUCUAUCUUUCUCCCCUCCUCCUCCCCUCUUUCUAUUCCAAACCCCCUCCUCCCUUCCCCUGUUUCCCCACCCACCCUUCUCCUCUUUCCUUUCUCCGAACCAUCAAAGAAGGCCCGGGGUUUUCCUUGUUCUAUUCUAUAAGGGAAGCCAAGGGGAGACCGGGGAGUUAUUUCUAGAUCAUCUGCAGGGAGAGGGACAAACGGAUCUUCUUGCUCUUCGAUCUUUCGGAUUUCUCAAUCGUUAUGCGGUUCUGUGGUUGCUCUUGUUCAACCCAUCGAGCUGAAUUACUGCAUAUGACUAACUGUUUGUAUUGAAGUACACUUUGAUACUUAUUUUAAAGUCCUCAAGAGGUGAACAAACUGACCCUGAUGCAAGGGCAAAGGAGUACUGUAGGGUCCUUCUCUGAGACAUUUGAAUUUGACCAAGGGUCCAAUUCAAGCAGCUUAGGCAGAGAUCAACAAAUAUACUGGAAUGAUUUGCUUCUUAAUCCAGUAGAGUCCCAGAACUUACCAGGAAAUCUACUAUCAUCUGGUGAUGUAAAUUCAUCAUAUGGAAAUAUGUCCAGUCAAGCAAGUGCUGGCUUAGGUACUUGGAGUAGAGGCGAACCUAGCUCUAACGAGCACAUACUAAACCAGGGCAGCCAUGAUGAAACAAAAAUCGAACAGGGAUGGGCAUCUUCUCGGACAGUUAAUCGGGGAGGUGGACCAAGGAUAGAAGGAAGUUGGUCUGAAGGAACCAAUUUGCUUUCUUUGGAGAAUGUGAAUAUGAAUCUUAACAGCCAUCAGGUGGAAAAUGGUCAGUCGUUUUCACAAAUUUCCAGUGCUAAUGGAUUUUCUCAGAAUGCAGACUACAAUGCAGCAUAUGUUGGUAUAAGCAGCCAGAACCUAGAACCUGGGCUAUAUCCUCAUCCUUACAGUUCAGGCUUCUUGCAGCACCAACAUGUCUUUCCAUCUGGUGGUUCUUCAGAUAAUUUUGGAAGUUCUUCCAGGGGGGUUGAAUUUUUGUCAGAUGAUAGUGGAGGUAGACAAGGAGGUACAUUGGAUGGUCGACACUUGUCAUGCAAGAGAAAGAACAUAGAAGGAGUUUCUGGGCAGUCUUCAACAAGUGGAAGUUCAAGUUGCUUUAACCAAAGUGAGAAUAGUUUGUUGGGCUCUGUUUCUGCUCAUCAUAGUGACAUUACUAGUUUAAAUAUAUCUAUCUCAUCCGGUCAUCUAACAGGCACAAUUCCUCCUGAAGAACAACUGAACCCAAGGACGGACAUCGCUGCAAGAGCAGUGGCUUAUGAUCACCAUCCUUUUAAUAGCUCAGAAGGAAACACAGGAAGCUUUCAGAGAAAUACUCGAAUGAGAAUAAACUCUGCGCAUCAGAUUGAUUUGUCUCCACCUGAUCUAUGGCCCCAAGGGAAUACUACGAGGCAUUCUAAUCCUUGGUCCGUCCAUCAACCUUCUUCUUCGCCUAACCCUUUAAAUCAGCGGGUGGAAUCUAGGCUAGUAGUUGCAGGUGCAAGUUCACAUGGCCAGCCUCACACACCAAUCUUUCCUGAUUUGUCUUCAAAUGGGCACUCUUUUCCAUGGAAUGGGACUGCCAUUCCAAGAAUUGGUAGUUCUUCAAGUUCUCAAGUCAUUGCAGGUGAACGAUCAGCUGUUGAAGAGUCCAGCACAAGGAGUGUGCCAAGGAACAAUGUUUCAGAGCACUCAGUGAUUGUUCCCCCAUCUAAUGCCAGACAUUUGGUGCAAGAUCCAUCAAGUUGGAUUUUGACAAAUGGAAGCACAACCAUACCAGGAAAUGCAGUGCCCACAUCACGAACUGGCUCUGCUGCAGGGAGUCAUCAAUCAUCAGGACCAAAUUGGAUGUCUCAUCAAAAUUCGCGAAGCAAUCGUCACCGGAUUUUAUCAGAAAUUGUCCGUAGAUCCCUAUUUCCUUCAGGCAGCACUGAAUCUAGAGAUCAGAGAAGCAAUCUGCAUCCACGCCAUGGCCACUCUUCUUCCUCACAAGAGAUUGGAGGCCGCCAAUCUGGAGCUGGUUUCCGUGGCCAUCAACAACCAUACACGAGGUCAGCAGUUAUAAUGGACCGCCGGAGUGACGGUAUUCCAGGCAUUCCCCUGCGGACUCUGGCAGCUGCAAGAGAGAGAAGAAGCAGGAUGAUAUCAGAGAUUCGUAAUGCACUAGAUCUCAUCCGACAUGGAGAAAAUUUACGAUUUGAGGAUCUUUUUGUCUUUGACCACUCUGCAUUCUUUGGUGGUGGUGAUUUGCAUGACAGGCAUAGGGACAUGCGGCUUGAUGUAGAUAAUAUGUCUUAUGAGGAAUUGUUGGCAUUGGAAGAACGGAUAGGAAAUGUAAGCACGGGACUUAGUGAGGAAAUGAUUUUAAAGUGCUUGAAGCAGCAAAAAUGUACAUUCGUAACAUCAGAUUCAUCUGUGGAAGCCGAACCAUGCUGCAUUUGCCAGGAAGAAUACAUCGAAGGAGAGGAUCUGGGGACUUUGGAUUGUGGGCAUGACUUCCACACUGCCUGCAUCAAACAAUGGCUGCUGAUGAAGAACUUGUGUCCCAUUUGUAAAACAACUGCUCUAGCAACCUGAAACAGAAGGGUGGCAUGCAACCCCCCCAUUUCAAAUCAGAGAAUAUGGUGAGCUUCGAGCAAAAUGAGUGAUUUUAUUUAAUCUGUUUCACUAAAAUCGAUACGACGAUGGAUAUUAUGUUCUCCAUGUUUUUUGCCAAGUUUUGCCCUUGGCAAUUUUUACCAUAACUUGAAAUUGGUAAUUCCUUAAAGUUAAACAUUUCAUAUGCCCCA